AUGCCCUCAGUGCUCCAGAGUUGGAAAGAGCCAAAGUUCAACACAAUUGGAGAAGUUGUUGAGUUCUUUCAUCAAGUCUUUGAGGGACUUCAAUAUAUGCACUCCAAUGGUGUAGCUCACCGAUGUCAAGUACGACAACAUCCUAAUGGACCCAACUGGCCUAUAUUCGAUACUUCCCCAUCCAUUGGAGACACAGCGAAUUUUGGCCACGCAAAAAAAUACGACCUGUCGGUGCCACUUGAAGAACGCCUGGAGCACCCGAGGUGGGGUGCGGGUGAUAAGUCAAUUCCAGAAUUUGCUAAGGAUCAACGGUGCGAUCCAUUUGCCGUUGAUGUCUAUUGUCUAGGACACAUGAUACAAUGUCAAUUCCUGGAGGGUGAGGAAUUUACGAAACCCAUGAAAGGAUUUGGUUUCAUGCGAUGUCUCGUCGGUGAUAUGUGCAAGGAGAAUCCAAAGGAGAGACCGAUGAUGGAUCAAGUCAUGGAUCGUUUUGAAAAAAUUUGUGUACGAUUGAGUGAUUGGAAGUUACGUUCUCGUGUUGCAAGGAAGAGGGAACUGUGGAUUGUUACAUUCUUGCAAUCCUUCCGUCACCGUCACACACAAAUCAAGCUUGCUCGGCGGGAGACUGCUGCAAUACCCAAGAACUUGCCAGUUGUCAUCCCCGACUUUUGGAUCGGAUUUUCCCGUGGAGGCGCACACCUGAAAAAAAAUAGAGUGAGUGUUGGGCGUGGUCGAGACAAAGAUGCGACUGACCCAUACCUGUACCCAUUAAGUAACACCAGGGUGCCAGAAGAUAAUCGAUUAUGA
Molecule: messenger RNA, 807 nt
Organism: Laccaria bicolor S238N-H82
Lineage: Eukaryota; Fungi; Basidiomycota; Agaricomycetes; Agaricales; Hydnangiaceae
Exons: 5
Coding region: 1-807 (268 amino acids)
Biological process (GO): protein phosphorylation
Molecular function (GO): ATP binding; protein kinase activity
Source: RefSeq, a predicted model, not a curated record